CGGGGAGCGCGGCGGGGCCCACGCGCGGCCGGCGCCCACCAUGCUGCCGCCUCAGCUCUGCUGGCUGCCGCUGCUGGCCGGGCUGCUGCCGCCGGCGCCCGCGCAGAAGUUCUCGGCGCUCACGUUCCUGAGAGUGGAUCAAGACAAAGGCAGAGACUGCAGCAUGGACUGCACGGGCUCCCAGCAGCGGCCGCUGUGCGCAUCCGACGGGAGGACCUUCCUGUCCCGCUGUGAGUUCCAGCGCGCCAAGUGCAAGGACCCCCAGCUAGAGAUCGCCUACCGCGGGAACUGCAAAGAUGUGUCCAGGUGUGUGGCAGAGAGGAAAUACACCCAGGAGCAAGCCCGGAAGGAGUUCCAGCAGGUGUUCAUCCCCGAGUGCAGUGAUGACGGCACCUAUAGCCAGGUCCAGUGCCACAGCUACACAGGGUAUUGCUGGUGUGUCACACCCAACGGAAGGCCCAUCAGCGGCACCGCUGUGGCCCACAAGACGCCCAGAUGCCCGGGUUCUGUAAAUGAAAAAUUACCCCAACGGGAAGGCACAGGAAAAGCAGUCUCCUUGCAAAUCUUUUCCGUUCUGAAUUCAGAUGAUGCCGCAGCCCCAGCGUUGGAGACUCAGCCUCAAGGAGACGAAGAAGACAUCGCGUCUCGGUACCCAACACUUUGGACAGAGCAAGUGAAAAGUCGGCAGAACAAGACCAAUAAAAAUUCAGCAUCCUCCUGUGACCAGGAGCAGCAGUCGGCCCUAGAGGAGGCCAAGCACCCCAAGAACGACAACGUGGUGAUCCCGGAGUGCGCCCACGGCGGCCUCUACAAGCCAGUGCAGUGCCACCCGUCCACCGGCUACUGCUGGUGCGUGCUGGUGGACACGGGGCGGCCCAUCCCCGGCACCUCCACCAGGUACGAGCAGCCCAAGUGUGACAGCACAGCCCGGGCACACCCAGCCAGGGCCAGGGACGCGUACAAAGGCCGGCAGCUGCAGGGCUGUCCUGGUGCCAAAAAGCACGAGUUUCUGACGAGCAUCCUGGAUGCGCUGUCCACAGACAUGGUCCACGCGGUCUCGGACCCAUCCACCUCCUCCAGCCGGCUCUCGGAACCAGACCCCAGCCACACCCUGGAAGAGCGCGUGGUGCACUGGUACUUCAAGCUACUCGAUAAAAACUCCAGCGGAGACAUCGGGAAGAAAGAAAUCAAGCCUUUCAAGAGAUUCCUUCGGAAGAAAUCCAAGCCCAAGAAAUGUGUGAAGAAGUUUGUUGAGUAUUGCGAUGUGAACAACGACAAGGCCAUCUCUGUGCACGAGCUCAUGGGCUGCCUGGGCGCCUCCAAGGAGGAAGGUAAGGCAGGCACCAGGAAGCGCCACACCCCCAGAGCCAACGCCGACAGUGCUUCCAAUAGACAGCCCCGGAAGCAAGGGUGAAUGGCGUGCCUACCCCUGGCAGUUUCUAGACAUGUGAGACUCUCCCUCACCAAAGCGCAAUUAAAGAUAAGAACCAAAACACAUAGUAUUUGCACUUUGUACUUUACAUGUAAAUUCACCCUGUAGAAAGGAGAUAUUUAAACGGACCGUUUUAAUCUGUGACGCGGAGGCUGGCGUUGGCAACGCCGUGGCGUGCAGCGUCGUGUCUGUUCUCGGCUGUGGACGUGGACGGGCCGCCGGGCGCGGAGCGUCUGUGCCUCGGUUCUUGGUCUGCGCAGAGGGUGCGGAAGGCGCCGGCGGCACUCGGGCCACCCCUGCCUCUCUGCAGCCCUCCGGUGCCCAGCACUGUUGGCCCACGUGCGGGGUUGCUGUCUCCGAGGCGUCGGUGCCGGCCCUGGAUACACGCCGCAGCCUGUCCCUGGGGUCUUGUGUUGCCUGGUCGGGUUUCAGAAUCUGGCUCACGCCCCCAGUCACGUGUGGCAAAGUUUGCCGUCACGGCCUGUGCUGUCAGAAGCUUGCAGCCCACAGAGCCCCGCUCCAAAGCACAGGCCUGGUUCCAGCCACCAGCCCUGCCCACCAGCUCAGCUCCGUGUCGGCCUGCUCCUCUCUUCCACAUGGCUGACCCAGGCUCCUGUGGCCCCGCGCCAGGCCCCGUGGAAGGGAAGACCACCCCACACAGACCACAAACAGGCUCCGGCUGAAGGCACAGCAGGCUAUGUGGAGGGGGCGGACCGGCUGCAGGCGUGAACACCCACCGCCCAUGGUUGCGGCUCCCCUCUUUCCUAACGCCUCAGGGGAGAGGAGGCAUGCUGAGGGUGUCCUGAUGGUCCAGCGAGAGGGGACCGGGAGCUGGAUGCCCACCCUGGGGGCAGUGGGCAGUCCUUCACGUGUGGCCAGAGCUGCCUCCAGACCUGAGCAGUGGUCAGUCCUGGCCUGCUGGCCCCGAGGGCCUGUGUGGAGCAUGGGCGGGAGCUGGAGCAGCCCGUGAAGCCUCAGCUCAGACUCUGGCAGACCGUCCUUCCUGGCCUGCGUCUCCCGCCAGUUAUGAACGCUGGUGUCUAGUUGUGUGUGCAGAUAGUUCAUGAGCCUUUUGCUUGUUUAAGCUACGCAACGGUUAAACACAUGCCAGCAUUGUCUAGGUAACUCUUACCAUCCUAAAUGUUUUGGAUAAUCUUUUAUAUUUUUGAACUUCAAAUUUAAUCGUUUUUCUUAGAUUAAAAUAUGCUAUCAAAAGUG
This is a messenger RNA of Dipodomys spectabilis (banner-tailed kangaroo rat), 2650 nucleotides long. It is a transcript of the gene Smoc2, whose product is annotated as SPARC related modular calcium binding 2. Gene Ontology annotation, biological process: extracellular matrix organization. The transcript is spliced from 13 exons. The coding region runs from base 41 to 1414 and encodes 457 amino acids. Gene Ontology annotation, cellular component: basement membrane. NCBI's taxonomy places the organism in Eukaryota, Metazoa, Chordata, Mammalia, Rodentia, Heteromyidae. The record is from RefSeq and is a predicted model, not a curated record. Gene Ontology annotation, molecular function: extracellular matrix binding; protein binding; calcium ion binding.